Messenger RNA from Hemiscyllium ocellatum (epaulette shark), 600 nucleotides. Its product is annotated as synapse differentiation-inducing gene protein 1-like. The record is from RefSeq and is a predicted model, not a curated record. NCBI's taxonomy places the organism in Eukaryota, Metazoa, Chordata, Chondrichthyes, Orectolobiformes, Hemiscylliidae. The coding region runs from base 1 to 600 and encodes 199 amino acids. Gene Ontology annotation, cellular component: intracellular membrane-bounded organelle; membrane. The transcript is spliced from 2 exons.
AUGGAUGAUCUGUGUGAGCUUCAGAGACCCCUGUUAGGAAAGCAGGUGAGUGGCAAACCGUUUAGUCAUGUACUGCCUGGAGGAACCUCAGCCAAGGAGGGGCCCACAUCUCCCCACGGCCCCACGCCAACCUGCAACCAGCUGGUACCAGGCAGCUCUCCUGCCAGCACGGACUCCCAGUUGGUCCCACAACUCCUGGACACAUGCUCACUGCAGAACACUGUCGAGUCUCUCUACUGCCCAAGCCUAAUGCUGCAUGCAGACCUGAGGGUCUGGGCUAGCUCGAAGCACUGCACCGAGACCACUUUCACUGAGAAUGGACCUGGGGAGCAGAAGAUUGGAAAUUCCAAAGAGCCCAAGGUUCUGGAAUCGGAGGCUGGUCAGGCAAAAGUUCCGACUGUCUCAGUCGAUGUGGAGGACCUUCCCUAUCUGGAGACACAGACCAGCAAAGCUACAGCCAAAGGAGACUAUCGGCAGGCCAGCUCUGCCUCCAGGAAAGCUCUGUGCACAGCCAUCUGCUCUAUUGCUCUUGGGGUCUGCACCUACAUCGGAGGCAUGGUGGCUCUGGUGAUAUACUUGGCAAAGAAUGGGCACUCGUAG